GGGGCUGUCAAGAAACAACUUGUUUCUCAAGCAAUAACGGGGGCACACAGGCAGGGUCCUUGUGCUUUUGUUCGAACAUUGAAGAUAGAGGAAACGAUGCCUUCAUCCGACCCACCAUCUCCUGCGUCCGGCAAGGACUCAGCAGCGGCUUCCUCUUCGACACGAAGCCCGGGUACCUUCUCCUUGUCUCUCGGCGCAGGCAAGGCCUCGAAACCGUCGCCGCUCGCACGGAAACCUCUCACCACAUCCGGCACGAAACGGCCUCACUCAUCCCUCCAUGACUCGGACGAUGAAGACGACGCCGCAGCGGGCGCACAGCCUCAGCUGGUGUCGAGCUUUGACCACUCCGCCGGCGGUGCAAUCAGCAUAGACGGGCCCGCCGAGAAGAAAGCACCGCUCACCAUACCUACACUCAAGAAUCGGGACUGGCGCGAAGAAAGCCGGCGGAAACGCAGCAAGAACCUUCUUCCGCCCGAGGUCCAGGCAGCGCAACAAGCGGGCCAAGCAUCAUCAUCAUCAUCAUCAGCGAAUGAAAGAGACUUUGAUGUCGUUAAUAGCGGACCACAGGCCUUCGGACUCAACUUUGUCCGCCGGGAGGAAGUCGUCAUCGCUCCGCAAGGCACAAGUGACCUUGUCGAGGAUGGCCAGGCCGCGGAAUCAUCCAGCGCGACAGUUACCGCUACACCUACACCCAAAACAAUGGACGAGCUCGCACUCGAGGCCCUUACAAGCGACGGGACAAACAAGACAGGCUCGAAUCUCGUCCUCCCGGCCGUCGAAGAAGCGCGGACUACCGGUGCCGACCGGCCAGCCCUAUGGGAGGCCAGAAACGAAGACGAGGCGUUCAGAAUGGAUAUCGAGUCACGGCCGGAAUCUGCGUCCCUUGAUGCGUAUUCGGCCGUACCCGUCGAAGAGUUCGGCGCGGCCCUGCUUCGCGGAAUGGGCUGGAAGGAAGGAGACGCUGUAGGCAAGAGGAGAGAGCAAGUCACCAAGCCCCGCGUGGUCGAGCGUCGUCCGGCUUUGCUGGGUAUCGGCGCCAAGGAAGUUCCAGGCGGCAUGGAGGAAUUUGGCGCCUGGGGGAAAGCAGCCUCCGGAGGAGGGGGUCCAGGAAAAGGUCGCAAGCAAAGAGCGGUGGAUAAGAUAUAUAAUCCCGUGGUGCUGAAGAAUACGAAGACGGGCGAAAUGUUGACCGAGGACGAACUUAAAGCCAAAGCGGAAGAACAGAAACGUCUCAUCGAAGAGGAGGAUUGGAAAGAGAGGCGGGAUAGGAAUCUCGCGGCGGAUCGGGACAGGAAGAGGGAUAAGGAGAGGAGUAGACGCAGUUCAAGAGAACGAGAACGGGAAAACGACCGGGACAGAGAUUCUCGAGACUCAUCUACCCACCGACGCUAUCGCGACCACCGCGAUAGUGACCGGGAUUCCUACAAACACGAAAGCAGCAGUCGAAGCAGACACAGCUCGUCGCGGAGAGACCGAGACCGAGAAUACGACGAUUAUUCUCGAUCAUCUGAAAGCAGCAGCAGUAGGCGCAGGCGCCGAAAUGAUGACUAUGACGAUGACGACGGUCGUGAUUAUUACAAGGAUGAUAGGAAAGACAGAGACAAGGACCGAGACCGCCGACGUGAAAGAGAUCGAGAGGACAGACGGUAUGAUUCCACAUCAUCUUCUUCGAGGAGGAGAGAUAGGGAUCGAGAUUAUCGACGGGAUUAGAUGUCGUUGUUGUUCGCGCCAUGAGCGAAAAAUAAGUGGUUUGAACUUUGGUAUUGAAGCCCGUCAUUGGAGCCUGUCAUUGGAUGUCGAUGUCGAUGUCAAUAUUAUAAUAGAUCAAAGGUGUAUAAAAGUUACUAGGAGAUAUACAAGAACAUUCCGGUCUGGGUGUCUCCAUUCUAUCAAAGACUCUUAAAUGGAUACCGGUGUGUUGUAUACACGUCGUACAUACAAAAAUCACAGUUCAUUGAGGACAAUUUGAUAUGUGUCUUAGGUAAAGGAAAAAUAAGAAGGUUUAAAAAAUGGCACGAAUGUCUAAA
Molecule: messenger RNA, 2027 nt
Organism: Xylona heveae TC161
Lineage: Eukaryota; Fungi; Ascomycota; Xylonomycetes; Xylonales; Xylonaceae
Exons: 2
Coding region: 97-1710 (537 amino acids)
Biological process (GO): mRNA splicing, via spliceosome
Cellular component (GO): spliceosomal complex
Molecular function (GO): nucleic acid binding
Source: RefSeq, a predicted model, not a curated record